ACGAUGCUUCGCCGGUGACGAUGGCAGAGGGGCGGGGUCUGUGAGCUCGGUGCUGGGACAGGACGAAGAACGACGAGCACCCGGCAGCUGUAACCCCCUGUGCUUCUCCGCUCACCUCCCCGCCCGGCUCAAUGGCGAGGCCGCCAGUCCCAGCGCUGGUACUGCUCAUCCUGUGUGCCCUUCCAGCGCUGAGCCGGGCCAUACAGGAGGAUGAAGGGACACACAGGGAGCCGCCGCUGCCGCAGAGACCGGAGCCGGUGGCCCGGGCCGAGAAAAUGCCAAGUCCCCCUCCUGCUAUGCAUGCUGGGAAUAUCGAGUUUGCUUCCACUGGUAACUUGGGCUUCAUCCAUGCCUUUGUCGCGGCGAUAUCUGUCAUCAUUGUUUCAGAGCUGGGAGACAAAACCUUUUUUAUAGCCGCCAUCAUGGCAAUGCGUUAUAAUCGGCUGACUGUGCUGGCCGGAGCCAUGCUGGCUUUAGGACUGAUGACUUGUUUAUCAGUUCUCUUUGGAUAUGCUACCACAGUCAUCCCCAGGGUGUACACGUACUAUGUAUCCACGGCACUGUUUGCAAUAUUUGGAAUUCGAAUGUUAAGGGAGGGGUUAAAGAUGAGUCCUGAUGAAGGCCAGGAGGAACUAGAAGAAGUGCAGGCAGAAAUUAAACGAAAAGAUGAAGAACUUCACAGAUCAGAUGUGGAAACAGGAGGGGGACCCGCUGUCCCCAAGAAGAGGUGGAUGCAGUUCAUCUCUCCUAUCUUUGUCCAGGCGUUUACCUUGACCUUCUUGGCAGAGUGGGGGGAUCGAUCACAGCUUACAACCAUUGUCUUGGCAGCUAGAGAAGAUCCUUUUGGUGUGGCUGUUGGGGGAACCAUAGGCCAUUGUUUAUGCACUGGAUUAGCAGUUAUUGGAGGGAGGAUGAUCGCACAAAAAAUUUCAGUGCGGACUGUGACAAUCAUCGGUGGCGUGGUGUUCCUGGCUUUCGCGUUCUCUGCUUUAUUUAUAAGUCCAGAUUCUGGUUUUUAGCUCCUUCAAUCUGAAAUGAUGGA
Messenger RNA from Nanorana parkeri, 1042 nucleotides. It is a transcript of the gene TMEM165, whose product is annotated as transmembrane protein 165. The coding region runs from base 132 to 1019 and encodes 295 amino acids. The record is from RefSeq and is a predicted model, not a curated record. The transcript is spliced from 6 exons. Gene Ontology annotation, molecular function: calcium ion transmembrane transporter activity; manganese ion transmembrane transporter activity. Gene Ontology annotation, cellular component: Golgi apparatus. Lineage: Eukaryota; Metazoa; Chordata; Amphibia; Anura; Dicroglossidae. Gene Ontology annotation, biological process: manganese ion transmembrane transport; calcium ion transmembrane transport; Golgi calcium ion homeostasis.